Aspergillus ruber CBS 135680 is the source of this 2056-nucleotide messenger RNA. Its product is annotated as DUF3176 domain-containing protein. The record is from RefSeq and is a predicted model, not a curated record. The transcript has a single exon. Lineage: Eukaryota; Fungi; Ascomycota; Eurotiomycetes; Eurotiales; Aspergillaceae. Bases 41 to 1939 code for a protein of 632 amino acids.
CGAGGUUAACCAUAGCCCACAGCUCUCGCAGCCGCUGAAAAUGGAUACGCAUUCGUCACUUACUGGGGCUCCGUCAUCAACAGAGACAUCAGAAAACUCAAAUAAUUCCGAAAACCUCAGCCGAUCUAUUGAUCAUGGCAGAAAAAGCGAAUCCCAAGCCGCUUCUCAACCAAGCGAGAAAGUAUUUAAGUCGCAAGAGACAAAGCUUUCACGCGUAAAGGAGGCACUCAACAAUUACGACUGGGAAGGUUCCUGGACCUGGGAGGCUGGGGGUGCCAUUCUCAGUGUCACCUGUCUUGCUCUCUUAAUAGGUUUUCUAGGAUACGUGAAUGGGAAAGCCUAUAUCAGCUGGCAAUAUUCUAUCUCACCUAAUGCAGUGAUUUCCGUCCUUGCGGCUUUCAUAAAGGCAGCGAUGCUUAUUCCAGUUUCGGCCUGUCUCGGCCAGUUAAAGUGGGGACACGGCCGCGAUCCAAAACCAACGCAACUCUAUCAUUUCCAUCUUCUUGACCAAGCCAGCCGUGGUCCUUGGGGAUCCCUGGAAAUAUUAUGGAGAGUCAGGUCGUUUCUAGCAUUGGCUGGAGCAGCGCUGAUGGCCACUGCUGUUGCCAUCGAUCCUUUUGCACAGCAGAUCUUAGCGUUCCCAUCACGACAAGUACAAGCGCUAAAUGAGACUGCAUAUGUCCAGAAAGCACAGGACUAUUCUUCCAAAUGGGACACGAGCACAUUCCAAAUGGACCAUACAAUGCAGCCUGCCGUAUUUAAUGGGUUGGCACAAAUAAACAUCCCACUCAACGCAAAGUGUCCCUCAGAAUCCUGCCAUUAUCCUGACUUCACCACGCUUGGAAUUUGUACGUCUUGUGAAGAUGUUACAGAAGCAGCAACACAGGACUGCCGGCCAAUUUCAAGACCAUAUGAUGGACAGAACUCCACUCUUAAAUGGAAGUAUUGGCAUGAUAUCCUUUCUCAUCCCAGUACUCCAUCACUCCGCAGAAUGGCCGCAUCGAUUCCUAUUGACUGCAAAUACUCAGCCCCGAAUGGGUUUACAUUUGUCCCAGGGGCCCCUAAUGCAUCGACUUCCAAUGACACUAUUGAGAUAUUUCGUAGUGGCUUUAGAGCUAUCGUUCCCAAGCCAGAUGUUUCCGAAUCGAAACUUGCCCAGAUUAUCUCUGUCUUCAUGGCAAAGUACAAUCCUGAUACCAUUAAGUAUACUACUGAGAACAUCAGUAUGAGUGAGCCAAAGCCUCAGAUGACGCAAUGCUCAGUUCAGCUGUGUGAAAAACAGUAUACACAGAACCAUGUUUCCACGAACAAACGCAACGUUCAACCAUCAAGAAGCCAAUCUCUACGAAUCAGCAAUUACCAUGGGGACACCGCAACGAGAACUCUCAUACCUGUGGAUGGGGCGAAGGCCUUGUCAAGCAACUCGACCUACCAUAUUUCUCGCAUUGCCCAUUUACAACUUCAGAUGCAUCUUGGAAUGCUUUUCGAUGCCGUUCUUAGUCGCUUUGAUGGCAAAGCCACGUCUGGUCUUCUCUUAGCCCCAAUUCUCAACUAUAGUGAUAACAUCACUGAAUCAUUCAGCAGAAUGGCCACUAGUAUGACCGACAAUAUUCGCUCAGGCACUGGACUCACUAAAGUCUACGGAAGAGCUUACCGAACUGAGACAUUCAUCCAUGUCCGUUGGCCGUGGGUUAUUCUUCCCAUAGUAACCGUCAUCUUGUCCAUUUGUCUCUUCAUGACCACAGCAAUUGUUAGCCGUGGUCAACCCGUGCUAUGGAAAUCAUCCAUCUUUCCACUCCUCAUGGGACAGUUGGAGGUUGAUCGAGAACAUGAGAUUUCCAACCUUCGGCAUUUAGGCAAGAUACACUCUAUGUCAAAGAAAAUCAGGAUUGUUGUAGAAGGAGAGGAUAGGAGUCCCCUUUUAUUCUCUGAGCGAUAAUAUUUUGGUGCUAUCAUUAUCAUCAUUAUUAUUAUUUAAUCAAGUUUAUUGUCCAUACCUGUCACGAGCUCAGACCAGUAGAUACUAUCCCACGUGUGACGACUCAUAUAUGACGGC